AUGGCGGAAAACGAAUUUGUGGUCGUCGACCAUCCUCGCCAACGGAAUGAGCCAACUCCUUCUGAGAAAGCGAUUGCAGAAACCCUGAUCAAAACUGGAGAAAGACUCAAAGCUGCCGAGACCGAGAUCCAAACACUCUCAGCACAACUCCGGGCUUCCGAAGCGCAGCGACAAGAUGAGUUCAACAAGAUGAAGGACAUCAAUAGUAGUCUUCUGCGCCGCCUCGAAGAACUUGAGAUCACUACGACCAAGAACAACAACCGCGCAACUGUCAUCAAGGAGGGAAUCGAUGCAGUAGUUCCCAGUGUCAAGAGCCUUGUCGACGAGCAAACGGAAAAGAUCUCCAAAGUCACAGACACUUACUCGGCUCUGACAACCCUGGCAAGAGAUAACAGCAACAAAGCGACCAUCAACACGCGCGCCAUCACUGACCUGACUUCUCAAGUGAAUUAUCUCAACAACAUGUUUGGCGUUACGGCUACGUCAAGGGCUCAACACCAGUAUUAA
Messenger RNA from Fusarium coffeatum, 507 nucleotides. RefSeq lists its product as uncharacterized. Bases 1 to 507 code for a protein of 168 amino acids. The record is from RefSeq and is a predicted model, not a curated record. NCBI's taxonomy places the organism in Eukaryota, Fungi, Ascomycota, Sordariomycetes, Hypocreales, Nectriaceae. The transcript has 2 exons.